GCACUCUGGACCGCUUUCCGCAAGAGCAAAGAAAAAGAACACGACUCACAGACCAAGCCCAAGUCAAAGGGCUUUCUGAGUGAUCUCAAGGCGUCUCUGUUCUCCAAUGAUUCGUUUGCCCCCGUCAGUAAACUGCUGAACGCAGCACACACCGCCGACAGUCCAGAUGAACGUGACAGAGUCGUCAGAGAGGCGGGAGGGUACUUCGCCGAAGACAAACUAGCAGGACUAUUCACGCGCACUCGGUGCAUAGGCAAUCCCAAGUUCAAACAGAAGUACCGUGGGCUGUCCUGUAUUCCCGAGGUGGCCGUGUUCGACACCCGCACCAGCGCCACAGACGUCUACAUCACAUUGGGGUGUGCCAGUGUGUUUGAGGUCAUGAGUGUGGAUGAGUUAGGGGAGGAUCUGCGCAACCAACGUCUGGGCAGCCAAGACCCUAGCAUGAUAGCUGAGCACAUGGCCCGUCGCAUAGUCGGGGCGCACCACACGGACGAGGAUGUCAGUCUGAUUGUGCUGCACUUCAAUGCCGCCGGGAACGUCCUCCCCCCGCCCUUGCCCCUACCUCCACCUGUGGCACGGUCCUCUUUGGCCGUGCAUGGGCUUCUGUCGCCACAGACAUCGGCUGAUGUAUCAGCAGAGCAGGCGUAUACCACGCAGCAGCUGGCCUUGGCAGAAAGUGAGCCCAAGGAUGUCAGCGACGCGAACCCAGACACACCGACUCACGCUACGUACACACACAGUGGCACUGUACCUGAGCACGGAAGUGGGCAGGAGGAACCCCACAGGCGAAGCAAAGGACGGGUACGGUACAAGCACACAGAGAGCUAUGGCGAUACCAACACCAAGCCCGCGGCUGGGGGGGCGUCAGUCAGUGGGAAGAGACAGCUGGUGAGGGCCAACACUUCAGGCAGUGGGGGGGGGGAGGACAGAGAGGGACAAGCGCACACACGAGGAGAGAUAUGCACACACACGGGAGACACACCAGCCACAGCCACAGCCACAGCCACAGUCACGGGCACAGGGCAUGUACAAGCCAGGCAGCCCGCACCUGUACGGCACAGCAUCGCCUGCGAGUGUACACGCGCUGAUUGCGAAGAACAACAAGCAGAUCCCAUCACGCCGAGGGUCGGGGGACAGAAAUGA
Sphaeroforma arctica JP610 is the source of this 1143-nucleotide messenger RNA. RefSeq lists its product as hypothetical. The transcript is spliced from 2 exons. The annotation marks the transcript as partial. NCBI's taxonomy places the organism in Eukaryota, Ichthyosporea, Ichthyophonida. The record is from RefSeq and is a predicted model, not a curated record.